Messenger RNA from Ailuropoda melanoleuca (giant panda), 3163 nucleotides. RefSeq names its product tissue factor pathway inhibitor (gene TFPI). The record is from RefSeq and is a predicted model, not a curated record. Gene Ontology annotation, cellular component: extracellular region. The coding region runs from base 366 to 1367 and encodes 333 amino acids. Gene Ontology annotation, molecular function: serine-type endopeptidase inhibitor activity. Gene Ontology annotation, biological process: negative regulation of peptidase activity. Lineage: Eukaryota; Metazoa; Chordata; Mammalia; Carnivora; Ursidae. The transcript has 9 exons.
CUCUGAAACCAGCUCUGAGGCUCCCUCUGCUCCAAUAGACAGGAGCGACUUUGGGCUGUAUAACCGUCAAAUUCUUACCUCGCCCUUUCAUUGCUAGCAGGAUCAGAUUACAUUUCUUUCACUAUUCUCCACUCCCCAGUUUCUUGAUCUGUUUAAAAGAAGAAGUAGAAAAGAUAAAUCCUCUCUUCAAUGCCUGAAAGGGAAAACAACAUAGCCUCAACUCCACUUUGAAAAAAUCUUUCCAAGAACUUUCUUCAGAGAUUUUACUCCUAUAACAUCUUGCUGAACUUAUAUUCUGAGAACACAUCUUGACCUAAAAGGAUAAAAUUGACACUGCAGAUUAGCAUUAAAGUGCAUGGAAAAGGAUGAUUUAUACAAUGAAGAAAGAACAGAUUUUUUGGGUGUCUGUGUGUCUGCUGCUUAAUUGUGCCUCUGCCCCUCUUAGUGCUGUUCUUGAAGCUGAAGAAUAUACAGAUAUUACAGAUGUUGAGUUGCCACCACUGAAACUUUUACAUUCAUUUUGUGCUUUGAAAGCGGAUAAUGGCCCAUGCAGAGCAAUGAUUACGCAAUUUUUUUUCAACAUUCACACUCAACAGUGUGAAGAAUUUAUGUAUGGGGGAUGUGAAGGAAAUCAGAACCGAUUUGGAAGUAUGGAAGAGUGUGAAGAAAAAUGUAUAAAAGCUUAUCCAAAGACUAAGACAGAGGCAACAUUAGAAAAAGAAAAGCCAGAUUACUGCUUUUUGGACGAAGACGGUGGACUCUGUCGAGGUUAUAUGACUAGGUAUUUUUAUAACAAUCAGUCAAAGAAAUGUGAAGAUUUCAAGUACGGUGGGUGUCUUGGCAAUCAAAACAACUUUGAAUCACUGGAACAAUGCAAGAACACCUGUGAGGAUUCAGAGAAUGAUCUUCAGGUGGAAGAAACUGUGACUAAUACAGUACUGCCUGAGUCUACGGAUAGUAUGGUACCGCUUAGUUCUGUGAAUAGUAUGACACCGCUUGAUUUUACGAAUAGUGUAUCCUCGCUUGAUUCUGUGAAUAAUGACUCCGUCACUCCCCAGCCUACCAAGGUUCCCAGCUUUUUGGAAUUUUACGGUCCUUACUGGUGUCUGACUCCAGCAGACAGAGGAUUGUGUCAAGCGAAUGAGAACCGAUUCUACUACAAUUCAGUCAUUGGGAAAUGUCGCCCAUUUAAGUACAGUGGAUGUGGAGGGAAUGAAAAUAACUUUACUUCUAAAAAAGCAUGUCUUAGGACUUGUAAGAAAGGUUUCAUCCAAAGGAUAUCAAAAGGAGAAUUAAUUAAAACCAAAAGAAAAAGAAAGAAGACAGUGAAAAUAGUAUAUGAAAAAAUUUUUGUUAAAAAAAUAUAAAUUUGUUACAUUAUUACAUCAGUUCUAAAUAUUUUGGAUGAAACUUUUCGCUAUAAUUUUUUUUCUUUCCUGAAAUCCUUUUAAUGAAUAUUUCCAUGAAUUUUCUAUAUACGUAUUAACCACUAUUAAUACAUUUGUAUCAGAAUUAAUUUCUUUAUCUAAUCAAAGUGCAUAUUCAAGGGGUAACGACUAUGAAUUUACUUAUUCUCAAUCCCUUUCUAUUUCCCAUUGACUACAAAUUAUAAUACUGGCCAUAUCAAAUCAGUCCAUUUUUUCAUUUGGUGAUCAUCUGUUUGAGAAUGUGUUGUCAUUUAUUUGUUUUGAUCACGUAGAUGAUGAUCUCCUUUAUAGCCUAUGCACAGAUUAAAAAAUACAGCUGUUAAAGAUGAAGCAGUUUUUGGAUUUCACAUCUAAAAUGGUGACAAGCACUUUCUUCUGUAAGGUUCACUCAAUUAUGCAUUUAACUAGAGCUGGUAAUAAUACAAUUCCAUCACAUGCUUCCCUUCCUAGACAUACUUUUUCCUCCUUUUUUAUAAACCAGUACCUCAGAUCAAUCUUGAGCCAAACCAUUAUCUGAACAAAGAGAGUCAACUCUAUCAUGUGCCUGAUUUUGAUUGAUUUAACCACUUUUUGUUUGCUUAUGACCCAUUAUAUUAGUAAAAAUGGUUGAAUAGUUGUGUGUUAAUUACAGAUCAUGGUAAGAAGCAGCUUGGUGGAAAGGGAAGUUGUUAGUGGCAAUCAAAAGGAAAUCAUUUAUGUACUUUCCAAUUUUAUUGUUUAACAAAAUUUUCCUUUUACCCAAAAUACUAAGAAUAUUUAAACCUACUGAAACCUAUUAUUUAUCAUUACACUUGCACAUAAUACAACCCAGUAAGUCAUCUUUAAGGCAGAGGAAAAAAAAGUCAUGUUAUUUCUGUAGAAGAGGAAGAUUCUACUAGAAAAUCUAUGUGCUAUUCACUCUCAGUGACCUAACCUUUCCUUGGAGUUAAUUCACUUUCUCCAGAUCAUACCUUUCCUUCUCUGCUCAGCUAUUGCAGUCUGAUAUCUCAACAGCUUCCUGGACAUUUCCAUUUCUAUAGUGUUCAUCUCUAACUUUGCCUUUAAAUUUGAACUUGUCAUCUAGAAACAACUAACCACUUCAUCCACUUAGUUUAGCUUCAUGACUUUCCUCUAGCAAUAGUAGUAGAAUUCUGCCUGUUCCUCAGCCUUGAAAGUUUGAACCCAACUUUGACUUAUUUUUCUUCAUAUACAUAUCUAAUCAGUCUCUAAACACUAUUGCUUCCUUUUUCAUAAACUUAAGCUCCAGGCUUUUUGCCUCUACUGCAUUCUUCACAUCAGUAUUGAUUUAAUUCCUAAGAAUUAAUUCCAUAUAUUUCUGUACCACUCAAAAAUCCAUCAAGGACUCACUAGUUGGUACUUAAGCCCAUCCCAUUCCCCACAUUUUUAUUUUGUUAUAUAUAUUUUUGGACUUAACUAGUGCUCUCUUUCUUGACUAUUUCACUUUAGUUAAGGGUAUACACUGUUCACUGAAUACAUCUUUAAUUACUCAGCUUAUUCAUGCUGAUUUCCUAUGUAAAAAUAUGACCUCUUCCUGACUAUACACAUGAAUUCAGGGUCCAGCUGAUGUGAGCUAUACACUAUGUUUUGAGGCUGAAUAUGAAGUCUGAAGAUACAAUUAAAAAUCAUUUUCAUCCUCUGGCACAAAAUUGUAUCAUUAUAAAAUAGUGUCAAUUUGCUCACUUAAAAAUUUUAUAUCUUGAUUUCAAAUAUAAUACUUAUACAUAAUAUAUACAUAA